This is a messenger RNA of Microdochium trichocladiopsis, 1366 nucleotides long. RefSeq lists its product as uncharacterized. Bases 188 to 1186 code for a protein of 332 amino acids. Lineage: Eukaryota; Fungi; Ascomycota; Sordariomycetes; Xylariales; Microdochiaceae. The transcript has a single exon. The record is from RefSeq and is a predicted model, not a curated record.
GGAAGAUCUAAGCUCCUCUGAGCAGCUCAUCAUAUCGAACGGCCAUCGGACGGAGAACCUUGCUUUACUUACUGGUCAUCCACUGUCGUCAGCAGCUUGGAGAGUGUCCUCUCAGACUAUUCCCGCUCAGUUUGUUGCUAAACAGCCGGUCCGUGGCACACAAACCGACAAACAGUCACGUUCUCCCAUGAAGGAAUGCAGCAUUCCACCGGCCGCACCUGCCUUACCGACGACAGAAUCGAUUGCACGUCGAACACCGCAGCCAAAUGGACUCCCACUGGAGGCCACUGCGGAGGAUGUAUCAUCUCCAGCUCUCAUAGCUGCAGUCGAGCACCGUCUAGACGAGACAGAGAAGUCAAAUGUCAUGGCGCACGCUGGCAAAUCCCCCGAGCGAGCAGGAACAAAACCGCAAGCUACAUCAACGGGACAGAAGCCAGCGACAUUAGAAGUUGGCCAUGAAGCGGCGCCACACCAAGCUUCACAGCCCCCAGAGAGUGCCAUGAUUGGUGACAAGCCAGUGCCAAGAGUCGGACAGGCCGUACCUAAUGAGAAGGACAGAAGCGCCACGCCCAGCCGGCCUGAUUUGACGACUUGUCUGGAUGGCGCGGCACCCGCCGCCCCCAUGGUGCCCAAUCCCCCAAUAACACAUUCGUCUGAGCAGCCUACGCCGACAAUGACCAACGGUACCGGGACGAGACCAAGUCACGCCAAUCCCUCGUCCCCUGUGCCCUCGUCAUACUCAAAACAGGCGGCGCGGAACAGUGUGGCUAGGGACACAGCGUCUGUAUCGUCAGCGACGGCAUCGCCGGUCAUGGCGCCGUCCUCCAUUACACGGGCCGAGUUUACGGUACAGAUGUACAACCAUGGAUCGGUGCAGUGGGAAAAGACGAGGCCUGAGGUGGCGAGCAUCAGGGUCGUGGCAGACAAAGGGGUGCUGAGGUCGACAGUGGGCAGCCCGGCGACGAUCGCCAUUGAUCCGAGCCGGCUGCGGACGUUUAUGCGACAGUCGUACGGGGCGGACAACUACCUGAUGGUGCUAGUGCCAGCGGAUAAGGGCGAGGACGCUGUGUACAUAGUGUUUGGGCCGGGGCCGGGCUGCCGAGGGGAGUCUGGCAAGAGGCAGUCGCGGCGGUUCGUGCAGUGGAUGCAGAGCGUGAACGGCAGCAUCGAGGCGGCCGAAGACUGAGUCGACGGGCGCAACUGACUUUGGCAUGAUGGAGACACCUUAAUGCAUUGUGCUCUGUCACGGUUCUCUGGGUAGCCGGGUUGAGGAGGAGUUGGCCCCAGGGAGCACAGUUGUUUGUACAGAUGAAGAUAUACCCAUGGAGUCGUCGUGACCACCGACGCCACCUUAAUCAAGUACGUG